Molecule: messenger RNA, 2730 nt
Organism: Paramormyrops kingsleyae
Lineage: Eukaryota; Metazoa; Chordata; Actinopteri; Osteoglossiformes; Mormyridae
Source: RefSeq, a predicted model, not a curated record
AUGUGGGGUCACGUUACGGGGGUAUGGGAGGACGACCCAGAGGACAGGGUCCUCGCAGACCAGUUAGAGGAGCGGAUGGCCAGAACAGAGGUGGCACUAAAACGGGAAACCUCACUCUUAGAGGACAGGGUGAGGCCUCUGGGUAGUGAUGACGAGGGAGACAGUGAGGGGGCGUGCCAUGACAAGGUUUCAAGGCCCCCAAGGCACCAAUUCCCUCUGCUGAGAGGGGCGGGAGGACAGUGGAUGGAUAAGCUAGACCAGCUCACUCAGGGGACAAAAUUGGCACUGAGAGAUUUCCGGGCAGUGGCAGCCAGAUGUCUGACUAAACACUCAUUGCUGGAGGUGGAAGAUAGGGCAGGGACACUGACGCAUUCUGAUGACGUUAGCUUGACGACCAUAGUACUGCACAUUGGGAACGCCAUGAGAGAAAUGUUUCCUCCUCCAACCAGAGCAGUCAUCCCAAAGCUGACAUGGGAUAAAACCAUGCACCCCAGGGAAUACCUGGAUAAGUGUACGGAGGAGUGGACACGGCGAACCGGGUCUCACCCUGGACAGCAGGGGGUACAGCGAGAAUGGUUCCGGCGGGCUGUAAUGGAGGGGGUUCCAGAGGGGGUGCGGGCUGCGAUCCUGGGCAACCCAGACUUACCAGGUGCGGACUCCCACGUGUGGGAUAGGCAUGUGAUACACCACCUAAAGCGGGCCAAGGACGAGUCAUGGAAGGAGGAGAGUGACCUUAAAGAGCUCCAAACCCAAUUGCUGAAAUUACAGGUGGGGGAGGCUAGGCAGAAGGCCAACGAGAAUAAAAAGAGAGUGCAGACUGGGAAGCUGAUGGUGGCAGAGGCGACCGCAGGGGGCCCACCCCCACAACCCAUGCCAGGAGAGGACCGGGACAGAGGAGAGGCUGACCCUAUGCUGUACCUCGUGGUCAUGGACAAAGAACUGCCAUUUCUGGUGGACACUGGGGCCACAUAUUCCACUCUGAACAUGGUUCCAAAGGACAGUCAGGUGUCCACCUCCACAGUGACCGUGGUGGGUUUCUCCGGGGUGGAACAGAAACUGCCAGAGUCGAAACCAGUCAACCUGUUGGGGAGAGACGUCCUGGUGAAGCUGGGGGCCUCCAUACUGUGUAGCGCGGAUGGCCUGGUGGUGACACUGCCGAAAGGCACCCAGCUGCGCGAUAGUACUGAGUGGUACGAGGAGCUUUUUUCAGAGCAGCUGGAAGGCCAUAAAUGGCAAGUUUCUUCCCAAAACAUCUAUGUGGGCCCCGAGGUGGUGGCCUCAGCUACCAUCCUCACUCCCGAGCAGCAGCCUUGGUACAGGAUGGGUCAGGAGGGGGUUCCCCACAUCUCAAUCGCACUGCACCCCAAAUAUCAGGCCAAAGAUCUCGACCCCAUGGUCAAAAAGGCACAAGAAGCUGAGGACUGGGUGGAGACCCAGAUCCCGGCUAUCACCUUCUCCCCCACGGGUAAUACGGGGUGCCAGUGGAGGUACACUCGUCUCCCUCAGGGCUUUGCCCUGUCUCCGGGGAUUUUCAACCAAGUUCUCAAGCAGGCCCUGGAAGGGCGCCCCUUAGCAGAUGGGGUCACAUUGGUCCAGUACGUAGAUGACCUCCUCAUUGCCGCACCCUCCCCUGAGUCGGCUCUGGAGGCCACGCGGGCAGUACUGUGCCGUCUGGCAGAGAAGGGGUUCAAGGCCGCUGACCUUGCCCUGCCAGACUACUCCCUCCCCUUUCAUCUUGAUGUUUCUGAAACAGAGACCGUGGCGAACGGCGUUCUGUUUCAGAAAAAAGGGGGAGAGAGGAAGGUACUGAUGUAUGUCAGCGUAGGCUUAGACAUGACAGAGAAACACCACCCAGCAUGCACACGGCACGCAGCGGGGGUGGAAAGAAUCAUUCAAAAGACAGCACACAUAGUGAUGGGGCUUGAGCUCCACAUCCUGACGUCACACAGUGUGGUGGCAUAUGUGAACUCGCAGACAUUCACUAUGACGUCCCUCCGGCAACAGAGACUCAGCAAAAUAUUGGAGGCCCCUCAUUUGACAUUCGUACACGAGGGGAUAAACAUGGCGGAUCGAAUGGGAACGGGGGAGCCUCACGAAUGUGAAUAUAGAGUUCUCAGAGAAGAGAAAGUAAGACCAAAUCCGGAGGCAGAGAAUAUAGAGAGAACGGAGGACUGGUUCACGGAUGGAUGCUGCUUCAGGCAUGAGACAAGGGGUCUGCAGGCAGGAUAUGCGGUAGUGGUAAGGCAGGGCGAUGACUUUGUGACCCUGAAGGCAGAGCGACUAGAAGGACCGCAAUCUGCCCAACAGGCUGAGGUGGUAGCUGUGAUUGAGGCCCUAAAAUUAGGGAAAGGCAAGGAUGUGACCAUUUACUCUGAUUCAGCCUAUGCAGUAGGGGCAGUUAAUGUGGAAUUGAGCCAGUGGUUGAGAGCAGGAUUCCUAACGGCAGGAAACAAGCCCAUUAAGCACGAAGCUGAGAUGAGGGAACUAGCAGAGGCACUACAGCUGCCUAGGACGGUGGCAGUGGUCAAAUGCAAGGGCCAUGAGGGAUCAGGGACCAAGGUGGCAAGAGGAAACCAGGCCGCAGAUGAGGAGGCCAAAAGGCUUGCAGGCUAUCAAACGGUGAGGCAACUGGUGAGUGUAGAGGAGGAAAUCAAGCAAGAACAGGAACUCACCAGAGAGAGGGUAGGACAAGAGCAGGAGAAGGCAUCACCAGUGGAGAAGGCGGUGUAG